GCUUCCACCGCUAGCCAUCGCAGCUGACUCUAGAACGCGUCGGGGAAAUAGGAAUAAACUGACUGAGUUCGCGUUCGGUUCGUGUUGCGCACGGCAAAGCAAGCAAGUACUGAGCCAAAUGCGGUUCGAAGCGGUGCAGUCAACAGAAGCUCGCGCAGUGCAAUACAAUUAAUUGUAAAUCCAAGACACAAGCACUACUAUCGCGAUAAUCACAGCUAGCAAAUUAAAACCGCGUGUCUUUCGUUUCGCUUCUCCCGCUCUUUCGUUGCACUCCGCCCACACUAUUCGCCAAUGCAGUCGUGAGUGCGUGUGUGUGUGUGCGUGCGUAUUCCCACCAAAUUCAAUGAAUUCGACAAGCAGUGCAAUAAAAGCGCAACUAAAACAAAAGUGAUUCCACCACGUGCGCCGCUCUCUCGCGUCUUAAGUUCAGUUGUAGCUGCUUUCGUUUGUUUUGCUGGCGUCUCGCUCUAACGGCUUCCUCUGCUUAAUUUACCGUUCGCCGAGCAACCGGCACGCAAAUAUCCGUUGGAUUAGGACUCAUUAACGGGACACUCACACAAGGACAUCAAAAUGGUGCAGGCACUGGACUACGAUUGCGAGGCACAGGGCCAGGACAUCCCGCAGGCGAUUCAGCUGCUGGGGGAGAUGAACAGCAACGUAAAGCAGGUGACAGACUUGGUGGAGGGCAUGCUGCAGCGGGUGAAGCGAGGCGAACUAACCACGGAGUACGGCCUGAGCUUCCUGGAGGUGAAGUACCACAUGCUGCUCGACUACUUGAUCAAUCUGACCUACGUGGUGCUGCGCAAAUGCUCCGGCGAGACCAUCGAGGGCGAUCCCUCCAUCGAACGCCUGAUCGAGAUUCGCACGGUGCUGGAGAAGAUUCGGCCCAUAGACCACAAGCUACGCUACCAGAUCGACAAACUGGUAAAGACAGCCACCACUGGGGUCUCCAGCAGUACGGAUCCCAUUCUCUACAAGCCCAAUCCGGAUGAUAUGAUGAGCAGCGCAGGCGGAGCAGGAGGAGACGAGGACGAUGGACAAGAUGACAGCGAUGAGGAGGACGAUGACGACGAGGAGGAGGACGAGGAUGAGGCCGGCGCUGCGAAAAUGCCCCGGAAAGCGGCAACAGCCGGAAAGUCCGGAGUGUACGUGCCACCGCGCAUCAAGCCCGUUUACUACGAUGGCGACGAACGCGAUGCCGACAAGGAGAAAAAGGCACUGGACCGGGCCAAGAAGCGGGCCAUUACGUCUUCCAUGCUGCAGGACCUUAAAGAGGAGUACUUGGAUGCUCCCACAGAGAUUUCAUCUGGUUCCCGUGCUCAGCAGAUUCUAUCCCAUGCUCAGAAGGAGAAGCAGGAGUACGAGGAGACCUAUUUGAUGCGUCUGCCGGUGACCAAGGCGGAGAAGCAUCGCCAGCGAAAGCUGACCACGUUGGGCACACUUGGCGAUGAAAUUCUUGGGGAGAUUAGUCGGGAAUCAGCUCUGCGUGGCGAUGGAAGCAAAAAGCGCAAACUGGCCAAAAAGGGAAAGGGAAAAAAACGUGGUGGUAAAAAGCGAAAAUUCAAUUAAGUGGGAGCACAAAAUACUCUAUUAAGUGAGAACAUUUUUUAGGUUAUAAAAAAAGUGUAGGCAUUUUUAUGCCGUUCAAUAUAUGUUUUUAAUUGCUUUAAAAAGUUAAGUUUCCUAUUAUUUUUGAUCUUGAUUGACAUUUACUUUUGCUUCCUGAACAUUUAUUUUAUUGCGUAAUGUUAAGUUUUCCAAUUUAUAAUUAAAUAAAUUUUUAUUAAAAUGUUCUUAUAUUAUA
This is a messenger RNA of Drosophila santomea, 1804 nucleotides long. RefSeq names its product neuroguidin. The record is from RefSeq and is a predicted model, not a curated record. NCBI's taxonomy places the organism in Eukaryota, Metazoa, Arthropoda, Insecta, Diptera, Drosophilidae. Gene Ontology annotation, biological process: maturation of SSU-rRNA from tricistronic rRNA transcript (SSU-rRNA, 5.8S rRNA, LSU-rRNA). The transcript is spliced from 4 exons. Gene Ontology annotation, cellular component: nucleolus; small-subunit processome. Bases 571 to 1569 code for a protein of 332 amino acids.